Seminavis robusta is the source of this 1176-nucleotide messenger RNA. The record is from the annotation of a GenBank genome assembly. NCBI's taxonomy places the organism in Eukaryota, Bacillariophyta, Bacillariophyceae, Naviculales, Naviculaceae.
AUGGCACCCCAUGCAAUGGCACCCGCUGCAAUGGCACCUGCUGCAAUGGCACCGGCACCCUGGAACCCUCCUGCUACGAACACGCGCACUGUCCCUGAAGAUCUCCUUCUCAACCUCCUCACCAAGCGAUCUGCUAGUAGUGACGCUCGCACGAAUGCCAUUGAACCCGCCGCGAAGAAGAUGAAGAGGCAGACUUCAGAUGGAACCCCCCAGUCGAUGGACCAUUUCCUCAAUCAACGUCUUGCUGCGGCCCGGUAUGCCACGGCUGCUCAACCCGGGGCGUCUUCGCUUGGUGGCGUGGAUGCAUAUCCUCUUGCGGAUUCGUCCCGGCUUCAGCUCGAGUCUGCUUUACUGGCACGCCAGCAGAAUGCUCUCCGAGGUACAGAAAAUCUCGACGUUAUUGCCCUUGGUGCGGCGCGUGGACUCGGCCUUCAAGGGAUGGCACCGGCCCACUUGGCCCCCAUGAUGGGAGGGUCCUUUGCUUCUACCGCGCCUCCCAUGUCCAUGCUGUCCUUGGACACCAUCCAAAGGACCCGAGAGGCUCUACUCCAGCAGCGGGCUCGACUUUUCGCCGCGGGCAUGGCCCCCACCUCCAAUGUCCUCGAGUCUUUGGAGCUCUCUUUGGUGUCUCCACCGGCUGCGUCGCUCCAGCUCUUUCCGAAUACUGGCAUGGCGUCGUUGUGUGCGCCCACCAUGGCCCCUUCGUCGACGAACGCCACUGGACGACGCUCUCUUCCACGCAGCAUGUCCACUCCCGAAGAGGACGACCGCAAGCUCGCGGAUGCCCAAAUCUUUCUCCGAAAGCACAUUGAGAUCUUCGAGGCCACGCAAGAUGAAGUGGGAACCCACACGCGAGGACGGAACAAACCCAUCCAGGUGGGCCAAGUGGGCAUUCGAUGCAUCCACUGCGCACACAUGAGAGUCAACAAGCGCCAACGUGGGGCGACCUACUAUCCAGCCACGCUGCUAGGACUGUAUCAAGCAGCCCAAAACAUGAACACGGCCCAUAUGCAAACUGGAAUCUGCGAUCAGAUGCCCCAGAGUGUCAAGGAUGAGUUUGCCAAGAUUGCAAGUGCCAAGAACAACAACACCGGCGCUGGAAGACCCUACUGGGCCAACUCGGCCAAGAAGCUGGGCCUUUACGAUACGGAGGAUGGCGUCCGAUUCAUGCCUUGA